CGGCGCACCGUUUCUCCUCGUCUUGUUUGCUUCAGGAGUCCGACUGGCGCUGGCUUGAGCAGUGUGUUGAUGGAGCAGCGCAGAGAUUGCCUGGAGCACAAGCCCGAAGCACAAAAACAGACCCCCGAACUGUAGUCGCAUUUGACUAUUUCAGCAUUGUUUUUGCGACUUUCAGAACGGAUUGACAUCGUCGUGGAAAACGACUGCAUCAUUUAUUACUAGGAUAUGAGCUGAUUUGCUUCUCAUUCGCCUAGUGCAUUGGAGCUGUGCUAUUUUUUUAAUUCAUUGCGUCCCACGGAAAAUGUGGAUGCGUGCAACGGGGAUAUGGGAGAAAUCUAGGCCUAUUGAUUAACUGCACCUCGCUAUGGAACAGUUUGUUCGGUCCUUGGGGACUCAAGGACUUGGAGAGAGCCUAACUGCCACAAGAAAUAACACAAUCUGUCCCUCGCAAGUGAAGCAUGCAUCGGAACCACCGACGUCUUUGUGUUCCCCGCUUCUUAUACCGAGCUUGAGGGGGGCCUCUAUCCUGCUGAAGGGGUGACCACUCUUCUUCGGUGCCAAACUGAAAUAUUCGUCAAACACCAUUUAGGACUAUCACCCCUAAAUAUAAGAAGAUGACUUCUCCGAGAACCACGGAUUGCUGACUGUACCAAGACUUGUCUUUUUCCCUUCUACUGUAUAGAAUACAGUAGUAAAACCAGAGUUGUUAGCUAGCGGCCUUCCAGAGCUGCUUCCAUACCAGGCCACCAUGGCUGCAGCGUGGAGGACUCCACUUCUCCACUGUCUACUGCUCACCCUCAUUCAUCUUCACUGUUCAGAAGCGUUCAGCCGUGCGGCCUUGCCGUUUGGCCUGGUCAGAAGGGAGCUCUCCUGCGAGGGCUACGCUAUUGAUCUUCGCUGCCCAGGUGCCGAUGUUAUCAUGAUUGAGACGGCCAACUACGGCCGCACGGACGACAAGAUCUGCGACGCCGACCCGUUCCAGAUGGAGAACGUCAACUGUUACCUCCCCGACGCCUACAAGAUCAUAUCACAAAGGUGCAACAACCGUACCCAGUGUGUUGUGGUGACAGGCUCGGAUGUCUUCCCCGAUCCCUGCCCUGGCACCUACAAGUACCUAGAAGUCCAGUAUGAAUGCGUCCCCUACAAAGUGGAACAAAAAGUUUUCAUUUGUCCCGGGACCCUGAAUGGGGUGGGGGAGCCCACGUUUGUGUUUGAGGCUGAGCAACAGGCUGGGGCGUGGUGCAAAGACCCCCUGCAGGCUGGGGACAAAGUCUUCUUCAUGCCCUGGACGCCGUACCGCACGGACACACUCAUUGAAUACGCUUCCCUGGACGACUUCCGAAACGGCCGCCAGACCACCACCUAUAAACUCCCGCACCGCGUGGAUGGCACGGGCUUCGUGGCCUACGACGGCGCCGUCUUCUUCAACAAGGAGCGCACGCGUAACAUCGUGAAAUUCGACCUGCGCACGCGCAUCAAGAGCGGCGAGGCCAUCGUGGCCAACGCCAACUACCACGACACCUCGCCGUACCGCUGGGGCGGCAAGACGGACAUCGACCUGGCGGUGGACGAGCGGGGACUGUGGGUGAUCUACGCCACGGAGCAGAACAACGGGCGCAUCGUGGUCUCGCAGCUCAACCCGUACACGCUGCGCUUCGAGGCCACCUGGGAGACGGCGUACGACAAGAGGUCGGCCUCCAACGCCUUCAUGGUGUGCGGCGUCCUGCACGUGGUGAGGUCCACCUACGAGGAGAACGAGAGCGAGGCCGCCAAGAGCCACAUGGACUACAUCUACAACACCAAGCUGAACCAGGGAGAGUACACCGAUAUCCUGUUCCCCAACCAGCACCAGUACAUUGCUGCGGUGGAUUACAACCCCAGAGACAACCAGCUGUAUGUGUGGAAUAACUAUUACAUCCUGCGCUACGACCUGGAGUUUGACGCAGAGAAAGACCCCGCAGAAGUGCCGACUAUAGACGAUGUCUCCUUCUCCUCCGUCCUGCCGGAGACCACCACUCUCUUCACCAGCACCACCUCCACAGUCAAAGGCCCGGUCAACACAACGGCACCAGCAGACCCCAGGGACGGGAGGGAGAGAGACCAGGGCAACCCAGCAGAGGAACCCCGUGGUACUGAUGACCCCGCUGCCCCAGAGAUACCCCCCACCCCCAGGCGCUUCUGUGAGGGAACAAUGAGGAGGGGCAUUGCCUGGCCCCAGACACAUACUGGAGCCACCGUGGAGAGACCCUGUCCCAAAGGAACCAGAGGCAUCGCCUCUUACUUCUGCACGGUGACCGGAGGGACCUGGAACCCAAAGGGACCCGACCUUAGCAACUGCACCUCUCACUGGGUCGCACAAGUGGCACAAAAGAUCAGGAGUGGCGAGAACGCUGCUAACCUAGCCAAUGAGCUGGCCCGCCACACUCAGGGUCCGGUGUUCGCCGGUGACGUUAGCUCCUCGGUGCGCCUCAUGGAGCAGCUGGUGGACAUCCUGGACGCUCAGCUCCAGGAGCUACGGCCUAGCGAGAAGGACUCGGCUGGGCGCAGCUUCAACAAGCUUCAAAAGAGAGAAAGGACUUCCAGGGCAUAUAUGAAGGCCAUUGUGGAUACUGUUGACAACCUCUUUAGGCCAGAAGCCCUGAAGUCCUGGGCAGACAUGAAUUCCACGGAGCAAACGCACGCUGCCACUAUGUUACUGGACACCCUGGAGGAAGGAGCCUUCGUCCUUGCUGACAACCUGAUCGAGCCUGCAGUAGUCAAAAUGCCUGCCGACAAUAUCAUUCUGGAUGUGUACGUGCUCAGUACCGACGGCCAGGUGCAAGACUUCAGGUUCCCCCAGACCAGCAAGGGUGGGGCCUCCAUUCAGCUGUCGGCCAACACGGUCAAAGUCAACAGUAAAAACGGUGUUGCCAAGCUGGUGUUUGUCCUCUAUAAGCACCUGGGCCAGUUCCUCAGUACGGAAAACGCCACCCUCCGCGGGGGAGGAGGGGGAGGACGUAACCUCUCGGACAUGACCGUCAACUCACACAUCCUGGCCGCCUCCAUAACCAAGGAGUCCAGCCGCGUGUUUGUGUCUGACCCAGUCAUCUUCACCCUGGAGCACCUCGACAAGGAGCACUACUACAACCCUAACUGCUCCUUCUGGAACUACUCUGAGAGGAGCAUGAUGGGCUACUGGUCCACACAGGGCUGCAAGCUCCUGGAAACCAACCAGAGCCACACCACCUGUUCCUGCAGUCACCUGACCAACUUUGCCAUCCUCAUGGCCCACCGGGGGAACAUGGUGGAGGGGAGCGUCCAUGAGCUGCUUCUGACUGUGAUCACACGAAUGGGUAUUGCCGUGUCCCUGGUGUGCCUGGCCAUCAGCCUCUUCACCUUCUGCUUCUUCAGAGGCCUGCAAAGUGACCGCAACACCAUCCACAAGAACCUCUGCCUCAACCUCUUCAUAGCUGAGCUUGUUUUCCUGGUGGGAAUCAACAUGACUGAACCGAAGCUGGUGUGCUCCAUCAUCGCAGGCGUGCUUCAUUUCUUCUUCCUGGCUGCGUUUGCUUGGAUGUGCCUGGAGGGCGUGCAGCUCUACCUCAUGUUGGUCGAGGUGUUUGAGAGCGAGUUUUCCCGUAGGAAGUACUAUUACAUCUCCGGAUACCUCUUCCCCACGGUGGUGGUGGGAAUUUCGGCGGCCAUCGACUACCGCAGCUACGGAACACAGCGGGCCUGCUGGCUGAGGGUGGAUAACCACUUCAUCUGGAGCUUCAUAGGACCUGUCACCUUCAUUAUCGUGCUCAAUCUCAUCUUCCUGGUGGUGACCAUGUACAAGAUGAUGAAGCACUCAACUUCCAUGAAACCCGACUCGACCCGGCUGGGUGGUAUCAGAUCCUGGGUGCUUGGUGCAUUUGCCCUGCUCUUUCUUCUGGGUCUGACCUGGUCUUUUGGCCUGUUCUUCCUCAAUGACUCCUCUGUUGUCAUGGCAUACCUUUUCACCAUCUUCAAUACGCUGCAAGGGAUGUUUAUCUUUAUAUUCCACUGCCUCCUCCAGAAAAAAGUCCGUAAAGAGUACAGCAAAUGCUUCCGUCAGUCCCAGUGCUGCGGAGGUCUGCCUUCGGAAGGGUCCCAUAACUCGGCCAAGACAGCCACAUCGCGGUCCACUGCACGGUACUCCUCGGCCACCCAGAGUCGUAUCAGGAGGAUGUGGAACGACACGGUGAGGAAGCAGUCCGAAUCCUCCUUCAUCUCCGGAGACAUCAACAGCACCUCCACCCUCAACCAGGGGAUGACUGGCAACUACCUCCUAACUAACCCUCUGCUCCGAGCCCACGACCCUAACAACCCGUAUAACAACCUGCUGGCUGAGACUGUGGUGUGCAGCACCCCUUCACCCCCAGCGUUUCACUCGCCAGGGCAGCACUCUCUGACCCACAGCAGGGACAUCAGUGCCAUGGACACCCUCCCGCUGAACGGAAACUUUAACAACAGCUACUCCCUGCGUGACCAUGACGACAACUACGAAGAUGUUGUGGGUGUGGUUGGGGGCGUGGCCCGUGGCCCCGGGGACCUGGGGGGCCUCAGUCUGGAUGACGCCACCUUUGAGAAGAUGAUCAUCUCAGAGAUGGUUCACAACAACCUGAGGCCCCGCGGGGCCCCCAAGGGCCACAACCCCUUAAGAGAUAGCAGGGACCGGGCCCCUCCCCUGACAAGGGUGACUGUGGACAGGGACAGGGAUCGAGGUUGUGGGGGUGGCAGCGGCAGCGAGGAUGACGCCAUAGUGGCGGACCACACUGAGGCUUCAUCCCCCCAGAGAGGUAGUAUAGUUGGGGUCGUAGGCGGUCACCCCACCCUGGAGCUGCUGCUGCACCCCCACCACAAAGAGGCGUUAGAUGCCCCCCUUCUACCCCAGAGGACUCACUCCCUUCUCUACAGGAGGGCAGCGGAGGGGCCUGGGGGCCACGGCUCAGAGACAGUGGGUGCGACAGUGGAUGGGGACGCCCAGUCGCCGAACAACAACAGGGACUCCCUGUACACCAGCAUGCCCAACCUAAAAGACUCCCCCUCGGCCUCGCCCUCAGCCUCGCCCUACCCCCCCGAUGAAGACGAUGAUCUGUCCCCUUCCCCCCAGAGCGAGGGCGAGGACCUGUACCAUAAGAGCAUGCCCGAGCUGGUGGACGGGCCCCAGCCCCUGUCCUACUACCACAUAAACUGGGUCACGAGCGAUGGGUGCAUCGUGACCCCCGGCGCUGAAGACUGUGUGCCCGAGGGUGAGGCCCUCCGGGACGGACAGAUGCAGCUCAUUACCAGCCUCUAAGCAGGUGGAUGGAGGAAGGAGAGGAAUAGCUCUGGUGUUUUUGCACUGGUUGGAACAUACAGUUUAGUAUGUAUGUGUGUGUGGGCUUUGGUUGAUGUCAAGAUAAUUGCCAGCCCUUACCAGUCCUCCUCCUCUGCACUCCUAAUGACCCGUCAGCGCAGGAAGUGAAAUGUUUGUGGGUGGUAGGCAGGAGAUGGAUGACUUUUUCAUACAUAGACUCUGUCACACACACAAAUGUCCUUUGAGACUGUCCAUAUGUCUGUGGACUUCCAAUUGCUCUGCUCUGUUGUGGGACUACAGAGAGAGGUAAAUGCCCAGAACACUCCCAGUGUCAGACAGAAAUAUGUCACCACCCCGUCCAGCCUGCAUUUGUAUUAUAUUGAAGACGAGAAAAUCAUGGUUUAGAACUCCAGGUUUAGAACGUUUGGAACACUGGGGAAAUGUUCCUGGCGAGAACUCCAGAAUAAGGAUACCUGGAUUCUAGAACCUAGAGUCAUUCCACUCCACAUUGAGGACUGUCAAGAACCACUAAUUCAGACUCAGGCCUUAUAUUUUCUCUAUUGCACAUGUAACUGUUGUCAGAGUAACAGCUGAAGAAGAUAUAUUUUGCUGUACCACAAGUGUAAAAAAAGAAAAAGAAAAAAUGAACAAAAAUGUUAUGGCAACCAAUUAUACAAUCUUUCAAUGUUGAGAUUACUCUCAAAACAGGUUGCUUAAACAGUGGAAAUGUGUUUUUUUUCCUCUCACACUUGACUUAUUGUAGGAUGUUUCAACAUAAAAAAAAGUUUUUUUAUUCCAAUAAGAAACCAUACUCACAUCUCCGCUUGUGAAGUGCUUUUUGCUUUCAUGAAUUAAGAGUUUUGCCAGUAACAUUUUCUUAACACCAUGCCAUGCACAGAUUUGGAGUGAAUUGGAUCGUUGUGUAAUUUAUUUUACUUGAAAGAAAUUGCCAGGUAAAAAAAGUGUCAAUGCGAUAUUUCAAGUUAUAAAAGCAUAUUUCAGCCUUUGACACAAAUUAAUUUAUUAACAGAGUUAUUGAAAUUUUUUAAAAAGAAAAAUGGUUGAGAUGUGUGACUUGUUUCAGCACUGUUUAGGUUCAUUUCAUUUAUUUUGUAAGAGCCCAUUGUCAGCUGAUAUAAAAUUCAACCCUUAUUUGAUAUCAAAUAAAUGUGAGAUUUUUUCUUGUU
Molecule: messenger RNA, 6486 nt
Organism: Esox lucius (northern pike)
Lineage: Eukaryota; Metazoa; Chordata; Actinopteri; Esociformes; Esocidae
Product: adhesion G protein-coupled receptor L2
Exons: 23
Coding region: 749-5299 (1516 amino acids)
Biological process (GO): brain development; adenylate cyclase-activating G protein-coupled receptor signaling pathway; cell surface receptor signaling pathway
Cellular component (GO): neuron projection; membrane
Molecular function (GO): carbohydrate binding; G protein-coupled receptor activity
Source: RefSeq, a predicted model, not a curated record